GAAAGGAAAUCAGGCACUGCCUGCCGGCUUUACAUCUGUUGAUCUGACCUGACGUGAGGUGUCCAAAGAAGGACGGCUGGCAGCUCUGCUUGACUGAGAACCCACCAGCUCACCCCAGACAUCUCGUAGCAACUUGACCUUUCAUGCGAAGGGGGAAAGAAACACAUGGGACCAAACACCUGAGCAGAAUGGAAUCAUUAUUUUUUUCCCAAGGAGAAAAUCAGGGUAAAGGGGGGGGGGGCAAGCAAUUUAAUUUAAAGUCCCUGUGAAUGGGCUUUCAGAAGGCAAAAAAGAAACCCACCCAGACAGGACCUGGGGUGGAACUUGGGUCCUGUGGCUUUCUGAUUAUAAGAGGAAGCAGGUCUCACACACGCUGUUGGCAAAUGUCAGACGGAAAACAAGCAGCAGGUUAAGUGACUGGCAAAAAACUUCCAGGUGGAAGGAGCAACCCAGGUUCUGCUACAAGCUUGCAGGAACCUGGAGCGGGACAGCGAACUUGAACAUGACCUGUUGCAUUGAGCGAGUUCCAGCAACAUGCUCCUAAGGAAGCGAUACAGGCAUGGACCCUGCAGACUUCAAUUCCUCCUGCUGUUGCUGAUGCUGGGAUGCAUGCUGAUGAUGGUGGUGAGGCUGCAUCCUCCCCCCCACACCCUUCACCAGGCUGGCACAGCCCUGGCCAGCAAGCACAGCCCUGCGGCUGGGUAUCGCCUGGACUUUGGGGAAUCCCAGGAAUGGGUACUGGAGGCUGAGGAUGAGGGCGAAGAGUACGGCCCCUUGGAGGGCCUGCCGCCCUUUAUCUCACUGCGGGAGGAUCAGCUGCUGGUGGCUGUGGCCUCACCCAGGGCCAGAAGGAACAAGAGCCAGGGCAGGAGAGGUGGCAGCUACCGGCUCAUCAAGCAGCAGAGCAGGAGGCAGGACAAGGAAGCCCCAGAGAGGGACUGGGGGGCCAAGGAGGAGGACGGGGAGGUAUCUGAAGAAGAGGAGCUGACCCCACGCAGCCUCAGCGAGGCACUCAGUGACCACAUCCCUCUGCAGAGGGCCCUGCCCGAGGUGCGGCACCCGCUGUGUCUGCAGCAAAACCCUGGGGACAGCCUGCCCACGGCCAGCAUCAUCCUCUGCUUCCAUGAUGAGGCUUGGUCCACCCUCCUGAGAACCGUGCACAGCAUCCUGGACACAGCACCCAGGGCCUUCCUGAAGGAGAUCAUCCUUGUGGAUGACCAUAGCCAGCAAGGACAACUCAAGUCUGCUCUCAGUGAAUAUGUGGCCAAGCUGGAGGGUGUGAAGUUGCUCAGGAGCAACAAGAGGCUGGGUGCCAUCGGGGCCCGGAUGCUGGGGGCCACCAGGGCUGCCGGGGAUGUGCUGGUCUUCAUGGACGCCCAUUGCGAGUGCCACCCUGGCUGGCUGGAGCCCCUCCUCAGCAGAAUAGCUGGUGACAGGAGCCGGGUGGUGUCUCCAGUCAUAGAUGUGAUUGACUGGAAGACUUUCCAGUAUUACCCCUCCAAGGACCUGCAGCGUGGGGUGCUGGACUGGGAACUGGAUUUCCACUGGGAGCCUUUGCCAGAGCGUGAAAGGAAGGCCCUCCAGUCCCCUAUCAGCCCCAUCAGGAGCCCUGUGGUUCCCAGCGAAGUAGUGGCCGUGGACAGACGUUACUUCCAAAACACUGGAGCAUAUGACCCUCUCAUGUCACUGCGAGGUGGUGAAAACCUUGAACUGUCUUUCAAGGCCUGGCUCUGUGGUGGCUCGGUUGAAAUCCUUCCCUGUUCUCGGGUGGGGCACAUCUACCGAAAUCAGGAUGCUCACUCCCCUCUUGACCAGGAGGCCACACUGCGGAACAAGAUUCGCAUUGCUGAGACCUGGCUGGGGUCAUUCAAAGAAACCUUCUACAGGCACAGCCCAGAGGCCUUCUCCUUGAGCAAGGUUGAGAAGCCAGACUGCACAGGGCGCUUGCAGCUGCAAAGGAGACUGGGUUGUCGGACCUUCCACUGGUUUCUGGCCAACAUCUACCCUGAGCUGUAUCCAUCUGAACGCAGGCCCAGGUUCUCUGGAAAGCUCCACAACACUGGACUUGGCUUCUGUGCAGACUGCCAGGCAGAAGGGGACAUCCUGGGCUGUCCCAUGAUGCUGGCUCCUUGCAGUGACAGCCGGCAGCAACAGCACCUGGAGCACACCCGCAGGAGGGAGAUCCACUUUGGCAGCCCACAGCACCUGUGCUUCGAUGUCAGGCGAGAGCAGGUGAUUCUUCAGAACUGCACAGAGGAAGGCCCUGCCAUCCGUCAUCAGUACUGGGACUUCCAGGAGAAUGGAAUGAUUGUCCACAUUCUUUCUGGGAAGUGCAUGGAAGCCGUGGUGCAGGAAAACAACAAAGAUCUGUACUUGCGUCAGUGUGAUGGAAAAGUCAGCCAGCUGUGGCAAUUCGACCAAGUCAGCCUUGUAGAUGAACGAUGAAUGCCAGUGUCAGAAGGACAAGAGAGUCUUGGCCACUGCAGCUCAGCCCCAAGGGGACUAAAAGAGCUUGUACAUUUUAUGAGGCAGCCCCUUUUGUGUUUGUGCUCCUGGUGACAAGAAAGAUGAAAGCUCUAUGAGAGAAUACAGCAAGUCUCUUCUUCUUGCACCUUAUUUCACAGACUGCUGGCUGUUUUCAAAAACAGAAAAAGAAAAAAAUGAAUUUAUUGGUUCAUUGUCUUCAUCACCGGAAGACAAUCAUUACAUAGUACAGAAGAGCCUUCUUUUUUUUCCACUGAGCACUUAACAAUUGCUUUUAUCUCUGACUAGGGAAAGAGGCCUGGAGGUUCUCUGACAGCACCUCCGUGAUACAUAUAUCCAAUGGAUCGAUUUCUUUGUCUUCAAAUAGCCUUAACUUGGAUUGUCUGUGUAGUCGACCAUGAAAAUUAAAAAGUGAAGAGGAUUUAAUGGUGUGAGGCUCCAAAAACUUUGGAUUAGGUUUAUUAACACGAAUUUUGUGUUCAUUUGUUGAGCCAUUGCUCAGAAGAAGAAGCUACAGAGACAAGGGUAAGGUUGGAGAGAAGACAGAAAAGAGCUUUGGCCCAAUUCUUCAGCUCAACCUACAGCAGCAAGGGGUCAGUAAACCUGGGAUAAGAUUUUUUCAUCUUAACGAGAACUUCCUUGGAACUUUCUACCUCCAUUGGCCCUGCCCUAGCCCUUCUCUAGCUUGGUUAACCAUAACCAGAUUCCCUUGCAAUAUAUUUCUCUUUAAUCAUUGGUGUUAGAAGGAUCAGGAACAGGCUAGGCAGUCCCAUUAACAAAGCUGUUUACAGCUGAGAAACUCUCUUGAUGCCCUGUUUGAAGGUUGUUUCCAUUGACUGGAUGAGAAAUAGCAACCUUUGCAAAGUGGCAACCUUCAUGAAAGGGAAAUGCCAUAGUCCGAGCCAAAAUUCUUAUGAGAGGAUACAUAGUUUGGUGUUAAUGUCUGGGAGGGUUGACAGGGACAUCUCUGAGUGUGUAGUUACUGUCUGGCACCCCCCAAUGUACCCACAGAUUGACCUUCACAAGUGUGGGGAGAAUACACCUCACCUAGAGCACAGCCAAGGCUAACAACAGCUGAAGGUUGACCUCCCUGGGACCUGGCCUACCUAGUUUGGCCAAAAGAGUUGCUGAGUGGGUUUGGUUCUGCUGUUAAGAAGAUGCCCAUUUCUCCCCCACAUGGAGUUAGCUCUUCACGUGCUCAGUUUAGAAACCUCCCCUUAAAGACGCUGAUCUCCUUUGGGCUGUCUCAGAAAACAGUAUAUUUCAAAUAGGAAAAAUGAGGUAGGAAGUGUGGGUUUCCAAACAAUACCUAUCAUAAUUAUCUAUUCAUUUCCCACAUGCUUAAGUCAAUGGCCCACUACAUUUCUCCUUCCUCAGAAUACACUCUAGAUCUGUCCUGUCUGAUACGGUAGCCACUAGCCAAAUGGGGCGAUUUUAAUGUAAGUU
This is a messenger RNA of Galeopterus variegatus (Sunda flying lemur), 3930 nucleotides long. RefSeq names its product polypeptide N-acetylgalactosaminyltransferase 15 (gene GALNT15). Gene Ontology annotation, cellular component: Golgi apparatus. NCBI's taxonomy places the organism in Eukaryota, Metazoa, Chordata, Mammalia, Dermoptera, Cynocephalidae. The transcript has 10 exons. Bases 535 to 2445 code for a protein of 636 amino acids. The record is from RefSeq and is a predicted model, not a curated record.